AUGUCAGGUGAUGAAAGCUUUGCUAAAAGACUUCAGGAUAUAGAGUGAGGUCAUAUUGUUGAUCUUCCUCAAAAAGGAAAUGAAGAGAUAAAGCAGCCAGCACCUCUAGAAAUUAAUGAAAAGAACGAUAAGCCUGAACCUGCUCAGACAAAUAAUCAUGCUACAGCUCCUGCUGAAAUUAGCGAAGAUCUCCUUACAAUUAAAAAGUUUGGAGAUUGAAAUUUCAGAUUUUCUAUCGUUGAUGGCAUAUUAGUGCUCUUUUAUGGCGUAGGCGGUUUAUUUAUACUUUUCUCAUUGGCAGUUUUGCCAAUCUUUUUCGCUAGCUGCCGUGCUCGUCUAUCGCAAGUUUUAUUGAAUUUUAGUUCUUUUGCAGCUAUUUUAUGUUUCGGGAACUCUAAUUCUGAGAAUUAUUUUGGCAAUUAUUAUAAAAGAUAA
Molecule: messenger RNA, 435 nt
Organism: Blepharisma stoltei
Lineage: Eukaryota; Ciliophora; Heterotrichea; Heterotrichida; Blepharismidae
Source: the annotation of a GenBank genome assembly